Dacryopinax primogenitus is the source of this 1098-nucleotide messenger RNA. RefSeq lists its product as uncharacterized. NCBI's taxonomy places the organism in Eukaryota, Fungi, Basidiomycota, Dacrymycetes, Dacrymycetales, Dacrymycetaceae. The annotation marks the transcript as partial. The record is from RefSeq and is a predicted model, not a curated record. Gene Ontology annotation, molecular function: acyltransferase activity, transferring groups other than amino-acyl groups. Gene Ontology annotation, biological process: polyketide biosynthetic process. The transcript is spliced from 4 exons.
GUCGCUAUCGUAGGUAUAGGCAGUGCUUUCCCUCAACAACAAAUAACACCACAAGACUUUGAACACUAUGCACUACGUCACUAUCCUCUUACACCAGCACUCCAAAAAACACUCGCAAUAAAUCGUUCCACAGGCAUCACAAAACGCAGCAUCUCCCUCCCCCUCACUUCCCCUCACCUCUCCUCCUCCAGUCCAAAACUCAUCGAAGCGAGCACAGACCUCUUCCUAUCACUCGGCGUCUCCCUCGGCACCUCCGCAGCCCGGGCAGCAAUCUCCUCCUGGGCGGGGAACAUUUCCCAAAUCACCCACUUGGUAUGCGUCACCGUCUGCUGCUCCUCUAACCCAGGGUACGACCAAUACAUUGCCACUUCCCUCUCCCUUUCCUCCAGUGUCCAGCGUACCCUAUUGCACGGACUCGGCUGCGCAGGGGGCGUCGCACUCCUGCGUCACGCAGCCCAGCUAGCCCUCGCAGCCCACGCUUGCGGUAAGCAGGCAAACAUCCUCUGCGUGGCGAGCGAGUGCGCGAGCCUUUUUUACAGGAGCGCGCUCGAGAGGCUCGUCCUCCUCGGAGAGGCAAACCCGGCUGUGACGCUGUUUGGAGAUGGAGCGGGUGCAGUGGUCAGCAGCCCCCCAUGGAAACCGAUCUACACGAUCAAAGCCUACAGCUCAGUCCUCCUCCCCUCCUCCGCUCAAGACCUCGCCGUCCCCCUAACAUCAACAGGCUACACGGCCCUCCUCUCCCGCCGCGUCCCUGCCCUCGCAUCCUCCUCCCUCCUCCCCCUGCUCCAAGCGCUGCUCACUGCCCUCGGUUCCCCUACACCCCCGGAGCAGCUAGACUGGGCCCUCCACCCCGGAGGAGCAGCGGUAUUGAGAGCUGUACAGGACACGCUGGGGUUGGGCAGGGAGAGGAUGAGGGCGAGUUGGGAGGUGUAUGGGGAGAGGGGGAACUGUGCUAGUGCGACGGUUUUGGCGGUUUUGGAAAGGAUGAGGGGGUGGGGGGGCGAAGGCGGCAGUGAGGGGAAAGGAAGCAAGAGAAAGGAAGUGCUCUGUACUGCUUUUGGCCCUGGCGUUUUGGUGGAGAUGAUGAUGCUUCAUAGG